This is a messenger RNA of Neogale vison (American mink), 4013 nucleotides long. RefSeq names its product serine/threonine-protein phosphatase 4 regulatory subunit 1-like. Gene Ontology annotation, molecular function: protein binding; protein phosphatase regulator activity. Lineage: Eukaryota; Metazoa; Chordata; Mammalia; Carnivora; Mustelidae. Gene Ontology annotation, biological process: protein dephosphorylation. The coding region runs from base 110 to 2950 and encodes 946 amino acids. The record is from RefSeq and is a predicted model, not a curated record. The transcript has 19 exons.
AUAUUUAAGUGUUAUCUUUGCGUUCGUUAAUACUGUGUCGACUCUAGCACUGUCAGUCCCAUCUCCUCUAGCUCUGUCCCCAACCUGGUGAGUCGGCAGGAGAAUUGAGAUGUGUAAUAUCAAAAUGGAGCACACGAACCGCUUUGAGCUGCAGAGUUCUUUCCUAUCAGAUGGAUUUGAAGACUAUGGCCCAGAUCGUGACAGCAUGAGGGUAACGGCCUUUCUGGACAUCCCAGGCCAGGAUAACAUGCCUCCACUCGCUCGCCUGGAGAAGUACGCUUUCAGUGAGAACAUCUUCAACCGUCAGAUUGUUGCCAGAGGGCUGCUGGAUGUCCUCCGGGACUUCAGUAACAAUGAGGAGGACUUCUUAACAGUAAUGGAGAUCGUGGUCCGAUUGGCAGAAGACACAGAGCCCACGGUGCGGACCGAGCUGAUGGAGCAGAUUCCUCCUAUUGCUGUUUUUUUACAAGAAAGCAGAUCAGAUUUUCCAGUGGUGCUCUCUGAGUAUCUCACCCCGAUUGUAGUGAGGUACCUCACGGAUCCCAACAACCAGGUUAGAAAAUCAAGUCAGGAAGUGCUCUUGAUUCUUCUGGAACAAGAUCUAAUUUCCCAGCAUGAUAUUGAAAACAAAGUGUGUCCAGUCCUGCUGGCGCUUUCUGCCCCGGACGGUGAUGACGAGUAUAAGGCAGAAGCUGCGAACCUAAUCUGCAAACUGGUUUCCGUGCUGAGUAAGAGCACCGUUGAACGCCUGCUGCUCCCUCGAUUCUGCGAAUUGUGUGGUGACGGGAAGUUCUUUCAAGUUCGGAAGGUGUGUGCUACAAAUUUUGGUGAUAUUUGUCAUGCCGUUGGACAAGAAGCCACUGAGAAAUUUUUGAUCCCAAAGUUUUUUGAGCUCUGCUCAGACAGUGUUUGGGGGAUGCGAAAAGCCUGCGCAGAGUGCUUCAUGGCGGUGUCCUACAGCGCGUCCCCCGAGGUCCGCAGAGCCCAGCUGUCACCCCUGUUCAUCAAGCUCAUCAGCGACCCCUGCCGAUGGGUGCGCCAGGCCGCCUUCCAAUCCCUGGGCCCUUUCAUUUCCACCUUCGCGAAUCCCUCCAGGGCCGGCCUCUACAUUCGAGAAGAUGGCACCCUGAGCAUCCGACCACCGGCUCAGGAUUUGGACUCUGAUCUCCCCUCCGGGGCCCCCUGUGCAGGCAGUUCUGGCAACACUUUCUCAGCCUGUUCCACGAAGCCGCUGCACCCGGAGCCAGACCUGCCCGCAGGAGGCAUGCCAGUGGGAACCGGUGAUUUGCAGCGGGUCGUUAGCUCUGAUGGCCUCAAGGCAGACUCAGUAGAAGACUCUGCCUUGGCUGGAGCCGAGUUGACCAGGCUUUCCCCGGCGACCAGUGCCUCCUUGAAGCUCCCUGCUGGGAGUGACCUCCCCAUCCACAGCCUCCCUGGACCAGGCUCCUCUACCUGCCCAGAGGGUCCUGAGGAUGUAUUCAAUAAUUUCAUUUAUUGGCGAACUCCUCUCCCUGACAUAAGCAAGGACCUAGAGCUGCUUCUGAGUGAGGCUGGGCCCCAGGAGGAGGGCUGUAGCAGGCCUGAGACUGUGCAGCACAGCUGCGUGGCCAGGAGCGAGAUUCAGAAAGUCCUUGAUAGUUUGCAGGAGCAUCUGAUGAAUGAUCCAGAUGUUCAAGCUCAGGUCCAGGUCUUAUCAGCUGCUCUGAGAGCCACACAGCUUGACUCUGUGAUUGAGCCCGAGCACGAGGGGGCCGAAGGUCGGAACGAAGGGUCCGUUUCAGCUCCCGGCCCUGCGCCUGACAGUCCCACGGCUCUCUCGGCUUCCUCAGCGCAGAAGGAGCCCUCUGAGCCCAGGAUAUUACGAAGCACAGACCCCGGCCGACCCUGCGGUGGAGCCGUUGACAGUCUCGAGAUGGAGCAGAGGCAUCUCCCCGCCCCAAUUAAGGAGAAUAAGUCUAAAUUACAGGACAUAAUACCUCAGCCCCUGCUAGAUCAGUACGUGUCGAUGACCGACCCCGCUCGCGCCCAGACCGUCGAUAUUGACAUCGCCAAACACUGCGCCUACAGCCUCCCGGGGGUGGCACUCACCCUGGGCAGGCAAAACUGGCACUGCCUGAGAGACACGUACGAAACGCUGGCUUCCGAUGUGCAGUGGAAAGUGCGUCGGACCCUGGCCUUCUCCAUCCACGAGCUGGCUGUGAUUCUCGGGGACCAGCUCACAGCUGCUGACCUGGUGCCCGUCUUCAAUGGAUUUUUAAAGGACCUGGAUGAAGUACGAAUAGGAAUUCUUAAACACCUGUAUGAUUUUCUAAAGUUGCUUCAUGAAGACAAGAGGAGAGAAUAUCUUUAUCAGCUUCAAGAAUUUGUAGUGACCAAUAACAGCAGGAAUUGGAGGUUUCGAUAUGAACUAGCAGAACAGCUGAUACUCAUUUUGGAGCUCUAUAAUCCCAAUGAUGUUCAUGAUUACUUAAUGCAUAUUGCCUUAAAGUUGUGUGCAGAUAAAGUUUCUGAAGUUCGGUGGAUCUCCUUCAAACUAGUUGUGGCCAUUUUACAGAAGUUUUCCUCCCACAGUGAGAGCGCACUGGGGUUAAGUUUCAUCAGUGAGCUCAUCAUCAGGUUCCGGCACUGCACGAAGUGGGUGGGAAGGCAAGCUUUCGCUUUCAUUUGUCAGGCGGUGGCGGACGAGGAGUGCAUCCCCGUGGAGCAGUUUGUGGAACACUUGCUCCCCGGCCUCCUGAGCCUGGCCUCCGAUCCGGUGCCGAACGUGAGGGUUCUGCUGGCCAAAGCUCUGCGGCAGACGCUGCUGGAAAAGGCGUACUUGAGAAAUGCCGGUAACCCUCAUCUUCAAGUCGUUGAGGAGACUGUCCUGGCCCUGCAGUCCGACCGGGACCCGGAUGUGUCCUUUUUUGCCACCCUGGAACCCAAGUGUCGGGGCACCGCAGAUGUGUGACUGCUGGAGGAACGGAGUUAACCGCCCUGGGCUCCCGCGCACCCCAGGCCCACCGCACGUGGGCGCAGACCACUCGCCCCCGCUUGUCAGGGGUCUCACCAUGUCAUACCUUCUGAGGGAGAAAAGAGCUCUGAAACUUUGAGGACAGGCACUCAAAUGACCUCUUUCCCAUGUGCAGCCCCAGGGACUGCCCUGGGGACGGGCAUCACCCUCUGCGCCCCUGGCUGCUGACCUGGAAGCCUGCGACCGGGUUGUAGGACCAGGUGGCAGCUGGGCACAGGGGUCCAGAUUGCCUUCUCCAUGACAGACUGACUAUGAUUUAAAGCCCCCUCCUCCCAAAAUAAAGUAGUUUAUUAGAAGCUUUUAAGUCUUUCAGAGACUUGCAUAUUUGGCUUCACUCAUGCUUUCCUGUAAAAUAUAGUUUAUGGUAUUAACAUUUUAUUUUUAACAAAUAAUGUACAUAUGUAAAUAACUCUUGACAGGAAGAAAAUAUAUUAACGUAAUAUCAGCCUCCUAUCAGUGAACAGAACAAAUACAUCAUUUAAAUUUAUGCUCCACUUGGAGUUGCUGCAAAUAUAGCCCAAUUUGUUUACUUUUGAAAAAUGUGAUAGUUAAGGAAAUCUGCUGAAGAAUGAUUUAUGGAAGUCUUUCUAAUAUUGUACUUUUGUGUAAACUGUACUUGGAACUUUUCCUCAGGCACUUAUCCCUCCCCUUCUUGAGGUGACUGUAUCCGUAAAGAUCCAUACAGGCCUUUGACAGAGGCAGAAAGAAAGAUUUUUCAUUCUUACGUGUAUUUAUUAUCCGACGUUUAAGAAUGCGGGAGGGAAAUUGAUCAUUGAGAUGCAGGAUAUUGACUUUGCAGCUGAUGCUUCAGGAUCUUUAGCAGAGACUAGGAACCCCCAGUCCCGAUCAGUCCACACACUUGCCAGGGAUUUAGGGUUAAAUUAUGGUGCUUCAGAGUUCAUUCUUCUAAAAUUUAGACCAAGAUGCUCUAGAACUUAAACGGUUUUCAUGAAUAACUUGAGAUUCUAUAAACAUUUCAUUAAAUUCUGUAUAAUGUGUA